Hyalella azteca is the source of this 8801-nucleotide messenger RNA. Its product is annotated as protein stoned-B. Gene Ontology annotation, cellular component: synaptic vesicle; AP-2 adaptor complex. Lineage: Eukaryota; Metazoa; Arthropoda; Malacostraca; Amphipoda; Hyalellidae. Gene Ontology annotation, molecular function: clathrin-cargo adaptor activity. Bases 114 to 4493 code for a protein of 1459 amino acids. The record is from RefSeq and is a predicted model, not a curated record. Gene Ontology annotation, biological process: synaptic vesicle endocytosis; regulation of endocytosis; clathrin-dependent endocytosis. The transcript has 12 exons.
GAUCCCUUUGACACAACUAUUGCCGCCUGCAUCCUUCCGGGCAAGGCAGAAUUGAAGAUCCUCGAAUCGGAACUCUUGAAUUAAGGAUUGAGAAAGUUGUUAAUUCGGACGAAAUGGAUUUUUCAAAUAACCCCUUCCUCUUCGAUGACCCUGCUGUUACAGCAGAAAAUGACCCAAUGGUAAAUCCAUUCUUUGAUGGCGGAGGUUUGGAUUUUUCAUCCGUUAAUUAUGAAGGUAUAAACCCAUUCUCUGACCAAAUUGGGGAAUCUUCUGGAAUUGGUGCUGGUUUAUUUGGUGAUGCGAGCUCGUACCCGAUCGACAUUAAUCCGUUUGGUGAAGUUGAUGUCCAGUCAUCGUCCAACAAUGUGCCUAAUAACGACUCAAUUCCAACAGCAAAUAUUGAUUUGUUCAGUUCAGCAAUUACCAGUCAUAAUGACUUUGCCGUUGAUUUAUUCAAAGACGAGUCAAAACCAGCCAGACCUCCUUCGCCAUCACUUCCUCCUCGACCACCUUCUCCAUCUGUUCAUCCACCUCGCCCGGCAUCACCUGCAAGACCUUUACCUCCCCGUCGGCCAUCAUCGCCGGCAGUUCCUCCAAGACCUCCUUCACGACCACCAUCUAGACCGCCUUCACGACCUGCUUCACGACCUGGAUCACCUCUGAAUGAUGGAACAAAUGACCGGCCUCUUCCACCCAGAAGACCUCCCCCUCCAUCCAAGGAAACGAAAGAUCUGCUCCAAACCGUCAUUGGAGCCAUGGAAGAUACUACUGAUAAAUUGCAGGACACCUUUUCCACGACUAUGAUGCCAUGCCCAUCUCUUGGAAACUCUCAACAUACUAGGAGUCCGACUCCCGACAUUCAUGUGACUGCACCAGAAAAGGAGUCUGACUCAUUCAGUGCUAUUUUCGGUCAAACUAUCGAACAUGACGAUGAAUCUGAUGAGUUUUUUGAAGACAAUGACAAUAAAAACGAAAAAGUAGAACCCAGUCAUUCCGAAGCAAUAGAACCCUGUCUUUCAGAUGAAAUCGAUCUUUUUGGAGAGCAAAUUCCUCAGAAUAAACCCAAGUCAACACAAGAUAUUAUGAAUUUAUUUAAUAAAUCGGAAUCUGAAAAAUCAGGUGGCUUCGAUUUGCUAUCGGAUGAUGCAAUUUCCGACGCAACAGAAGCGAAAGAGGAACCAAAAGGAGCCGCAUCAUUGUUUGACGCUGAGAACUCUAUCCCAGCACACGAUAGUGUGAUUCAGAAUGAGGAGAACUCCAAUGAACUUGUAGCAAAAGGGAGUUCCAUUGGUUCACCCGAACAGGUUAGUGAAAAGACUGACAGUGAGCCAACAGUCAUCGAAACGACUACGGACGUAGAUUCCGACAUUAGGAGAGAUUCAACAGCAGUUGAUCCUGAAUUAGUUCUGGAAGAAUUUGCCGAAAAUUCUGUUAUAAACGAAAAAGCCGUUCAUGGCAAAAGCGUUGACGCAGCUUUCAAAUCGAUAGAACAAAAAGAAAUAUCUCUUCCUACAGUGGACGAUGAAAGUUCGACAGUUGAAACAUCAUUUCCAGUUUCUAUUACAAGUCCGGAAGACAAAGCAAAUGAAAUCGACCAUUCCAAUAUAUUUGGAGUGCCAAAUUCUGAAGAACACGAAGUUCCAGUUCCUCCAGAAUCUACAUCAGAAAGUCAAUCUCCAGAAGAUAUUUUUGGUGUUCCAAAAAAGCCUCCAAAGCCACUCCCACCUGAGCGUAAAACAUCGAAGCUACAAUCUCCUGAAAGUAUUUUUGGUGUACCUACACUUUCCUCCGUAGAUCCUGGUCGAGGAAUAGCUGAAAUUGUUCCUGAAGUUCUUGACCAACAAACCACCCUAGGAUUGUUUGGUGAAGUUGAUAUCCACCAACCAAUAGUAAGUGGGGAUAUAUUUGGUGAACCUGACGUGCCAACGACAACAAAUAUUUUCGGAGAUUUACCAUCAGCUCGUACAUUUGAAGCUCCGACAGCUCUCACACCUCCCGAAAUGGACGCAGCGGCACUAGGACUUUUUGGUGAGCCAAUGUCGAAUGUUAUACUCUCCACAGCAGAAUCGACAGGAGCAACUUUAUUUGGAACAAGUGCACCUGCUCCAAAUGUCGGAAUCAGUUUGUUUGGACUUGGAAACGAAGCGGCUCUCGAUAUUUUUGCUGAGAGUGAGAGCAAUACAAUGGUUAAUCCUUUUGCUCCGCCUAGCACUGCUCCGUCAGCUCUACCAACUCUCGCUCCUGCGUUGCACCCUGCAUCUAAAGCAGCGACCGAUGAGGAGUUCGACGCUUUUUCAGCGAGGUUUGAAAAUGCAGUUGUCGAUGACGGGGCAGCCGAUCCCUUCGGGUCUGCAUCUGCUGCACCAGAAACUGGUGCAUCGCCAUGGGGGGACACUGGCGGUAUGUCCGGCUUCGGUGGGGCCUCGAACGCGUUUGGGUUCAGCGACAACGCUCAGUUCGACUCUUUCCUGAGCAUGACUGAGCCGCCACCGGCGCCGCAGUCCACCCCGCACCACAUGAAGAGGGAAGGAUCCAAUGAGUCCGACGAAACUCCCAUGUCCGUCGUCAUCAAGCCCGCGGGGCCAGACUCGUCGUCUGAUGUCACCGCCGAUUCGAUGUUCGUGCCGGCGCUGGCGCCUCCUCCCGCGCUGCCCGCGACCGCCGCUUUUGCGGACGCUACGCCGCGCUUCAACCCCUUCGACAGACCCCCAGACGAGCUAUCCUUCACAGAGCAGGAAGGUAUGCCGGAGUUCAAGAGGACGGACUCGCAGGAGACGCCACCGACGCCGCUGUUCGACGAGGACCAGUCGACGCAGCUGGAGGAGUUCCCGCGUAUCACGUACACUGGCCCCGGCUGGGAGAUGUUCUUGCGACAACCCAACAAGAAGAAAAUUACUGGUCAAAGGCUGCUAGCCGGUAGUGAGGGACGCAUUCUUGUCACAAACAGGUUCUGGAAGAAAGUAUUUGUGAAGUUCGCUGACGGCGGCGCAUUGCAACUCUUCAACAAAGACGACGACAAAGAUCCUUUCCACGAGCUGCCCUUACAAGCCUGCUACUCCGUCUCGGAUAUCGGAGCGCAACAGUUUGACCAAUUCGGGAAAAUUUUCACGGUGAAGGUCCAGUACAUGUUCUACAAGGAGCGUCCGGGCGUCAGGCCUGGCCAGAUAAGUAAAGCAGAACGAAUAACAACGAAAUUAUCGAAGUUUGCUCAGUACGCAAUAGCGGGCGACUACGAAGGAGUGAAGGAGUUUGCCAGCGACGUGCGAAAGCUCGGCAUGCCAGUGGAGCACGCGCCUCAGAUCUCGCAGCUGCUCAAGCUUGGCACGCAGAACUACGAGGAUCUCAAGGUGUUCGCCUCGAUCAUCGAGGAACAUUUGUUCAAGCUGACAGUUCACCGAGACCGCGCGCUGACAUACAAGACCGAGGAGGUGCAGCUGACCGCCGUCGACGAGAUCUACCUCGAGCAGGACUUGCGCGGCGCCGUCCACAGGAUGAUCGCCAGAGUCCGCAUCUUCUUCCUGGGCUUCCUCUCAGGUAUGCCUGAUGUUGACCUUGGCAUCAACGACCUGCGUAAGCAAGGCAAGGAGGUGGUGGGUCGCCACGACAUCAUCCCCGUGGUGACCGAAGAGUGGAUCAGACUGGAGGCCAUCGAGUUCCAUUGUUGCGUUGAAGAGGACGUCUUCGAGAAAACGCGACACAUAAAGUUCAAGCCUCCAGACGCUUGCUACAUCGAACUCAUGCGCUUCCGAGUUCGCCCCCCGAAAAACCGCGAGCUGCCGCUACAGAUCAAAACGAAGAUCAUCACGGAGGGCACGAAGGUCGAGAUCCAGAGCGAGAUCUUGAUCCCUGGGUUCAGUGGACGCAAGCUGGGGCAGGUACCGUGCGAGGAUGUGGCUGUGAGGUUCCCGAUACCUGAGUGUUGGAUCUACAUGUUCCGCGUCGAGAAACACUUCCGAUACGGUUCUGUGAAGUCCGCUCACCGCAGACCGGGCAAAGUGAAGGGCAUUGAGCGCAUCAAGGGAGCCGUGGAGGGGCCAGAGCCGGCGCUGAUGGAGGUCACGUCUGGUCAGGCGAAAUACGAGCACCAGCACCGCGCUAUCGUGUGGCGUAUGAGUCGCCUGCCCAAGGAGGGGCAGGGCGCCUACACCAUGCAUAACUUCUCGUGCCGCAUGAACCUCACCGCGUACGACGAGAAGCCUGACAAACUCGACCGGCACUGCUACGUCGAGUUCACCAUGCCGGCGACGACAGUGAGUCACUGUGUCAUGCGGAGUGUUAGCGUCACAAGCGAAGACCCGCCAGAGAAGUACGUGCGUUACUUAGCGCGGCACGAAUACAAAGUCGAGAUGGAGUUCACGACGCCCAGUGGCCCCGGAGACUACAUCGUGGCCACCAAGAAAGACGCGGAAGCUCUUGCCAGGGAAGAGGCUUUGAAAAAGCAACCGAUUGCCGAGGAGGCGGCACACGACUCCAGCAGUGACGAGUCUUCCUAAGUGUUCAUGGUUAUUCCUGCCUAAAGUAAGGAACCACAUAGACCGUGUCAUUUGUCUAGCGAUGCAUACUGUUGUUUAUGCUGUUUCAAGAGUGGAUUACCAUUACGAAGAGAUUAGUUGAUGGUACUCUCAAUUGUUCGUCUGUAAAUUAUUCUUGAAUUGUUGUUGGUUUCUCACAGAAUGAUCUCGAAGUUCUAAUCUUCGAUUUACUUUUUAAGUUUUGACGAUAUCACGAACUGCGUGGCAUGAGAUUUGACUGGCAUCACAAAGGUUCUUCUAUUUUAUAUUAAAUAUUGUUUCUAUAUGUCUCUUCCGUAGAUAAUCUCUAAUGAAUAAAUUAUUAUACGGAGACGAUUUCUUGACAGUACGCUUGAUUGUUUGCCUAUUUGACCAAUGUCCUGAGUUCGGUGAUCGGUGAUGUCAGUUGAUGUAAGGUUUGACCAGAGUGUUGUGCGUGCGUAGAGUUCUCAUCUCGUGUCCAGCGUAGUUCUUAUUUCUCUCGUCGUGCAGCUGAUCGAUGACAGUUCAUUCAGCAGAAGGCAGCUUCUUGGCAGUUGCCUGCUACCACCAGUGAAAUGUUCCUCAGUCGAGUAGGAUUAAUGCCCUAUUCAGUAGGGUUUAUUUUUAAUCUUAGUUUGUACGCGAUUUGAAUAGCAGUAAUCAUUUUAAUUUAUUAUUUGAUUGUUAAAAUGAGAGAAGUUUCCAUGAAGGCCGAUAAAUUUGUUGAUCACUUCAUUAUUAGAUUUUUUAAUGAUAAAAUUAAUUAUAAAUGAAAAUUUGACCUUCGCAUUAUUAGGUUGAUUUUAAGUGUGGGUGAACAUAUCAGAGUGAGCGGAAAUGCUUAUUUGUUAAAUAGCGAAUGGCGGAUCCGGUUUAAGAGUUUCAGAAGCUUGCGUGUUUAAUUAACAUGCAAAUAAUGACUGUCUGUUUCACCUGUCUUGUAGGGAGCGAGUUGUAGUAAAAGAAAUUAAUCGUUACGCUUUCCUCUGUUACAUUUUUAGCUGAGUUGCGUGACUGUUGACAGGAAAGUUAGUUUUCAUGAAAUGUAAGUUGAUAUUUUCUACAUGUUUAGUUGUAAGAUUUAGCAGAUAAUUGUGUAGGAAUUAUUUGCGUGAAUACGUUGACUUGAAUUAGGUUUGAAGCCACUUUAGUAAUUUGCUUCGGUGUACAUACAUUGUUUCUCCUCCCUGAUGUUGAACGUUAAAUAUCUAUUACAUGUAAUUAUUGCUUAUAAUGUAGGUAUUCAAAAUUUGCUAGAUAUAAAAAGAGAAAUUGAAUAUUUAUGGACAUUUGAAAGAAAGCUAACAUUAACACUGCUUUGUUAAUCUCCGAAAACUUUAUAAUGGAUGAACGUCUUUAAUUAACAUAUGAUUUCAAAUGGAGUUUGACGAAUCAUGUUAAUGAACGUAAAAUAGCGCCUUAAUUUCAUCCUUGUUUCUGCGGUUGAGUGAAGAGUUUGUCUUAUCCAAGCUGACCGCUGGCAGCUACGGGAGCAUCGCGCUUGUUGACACUCGAUCACCUUGUGGAUCACGCAUCUUGACCCACUUCUUGGUGUCUUGGUGUGGGUCGCGCACCUUGACUCACUCCUUUGAGUGGAUCACGCAUCUUGACCCACUCCUUGGUAUAGAUCACGCAUCUUGACCCACUCCUUGGUAUAGAUCACGUAUCUUGACCCACUUCUUGGCAUGGAUCAAAAUGCGCGAUGAAACCGCUGACUACAUCUCCACUCUACAUUGGUCUCGACUCCUGUCAUUCGCCCGCGUCAUCAAUGCAAAUAAGUUUAUGUCCGUAAGGCGUGUACGCCUCAGUAAUUAACAGCUUUAACCCUAUAGAAUAUCAGCGAGUUAGUGGUUUUCAUGAUGGGAUUGGCUUCAAAUCGAGCAAAUUUUUACUGACGGUGAAGUAUUUCUUCCUGAUAGAAAUGUUCGUAGUUUUUCUGUUUUCAUAGACAUUAUGACCCUUAUAAACGCCUUCGACAACAAUUACAUAGAAAUUUCCGGCAAAAAUGAUUUAUUGAUCAAUAGGAACAUUCAAGCAUCAAGGAAAUUAACUUACACAGUAAAAAUGCGGUCCUAAAUUUCAUUGCACAUUCUUUAAUUUUACAUUUCAGAGCGGAGAUUCUCAAGUGCGUUGAAUUUAAUCGUUGACUAUCAUAUUGUCUGCGGGUGGCAAAAUUAAGUUCCUAAUUUCCGGUUUCUUUGCUAAUUGAUAGAAAUAUCUGCUGAUCAGCUAAUUACUUGGGCUUGUCUGAGUUGUCACCUGCUAGAUGCAUUGAAUUUUUUAGCGGACAAAUUCAUUAGAAUAUCAGUUUCCUAUCCAAAGAAACUAACUCUGUGCUCCAUAACAGGAACCGCUUGUCGCUCAAAGCUCCAUGGACCUUAUAAUAUUCAAAUGAAGGCCCAGCCCUACAGUGACGGGUAAAGUGUUACUAUUAACUUAGCUCUCUAUGUGUCGCUCGAUGUUCAAAGAUUUCAAUUAAUUUUUGUCCGCUGAGCUCUAAUUCUGUAGUCCUAUUGGAAAUAAAAGGUGGCAUCUCGGUGAAUAUAUUCAGUGACCGAUGACAAAUCUUCUUGGAUUCGCCUCUAAUUUCCAAUGGGUAUGCGAGAAUGGGUGUGCGGGAUGCAGCAAGCUACCAAAGACAAUGUAAAAUUAACAGAAGCGAUCUCCGUCGCCCGUAUUACUAAGCCUAGUCUUUAAUGAUAAAUUAGUUCUGAUGUUAUUGGAUCCUUUCCUAGACAACAGAAACAUAUGAAAUGUCACUCCUGCACAACAUAGCACUUUUCAGGCUCACUAGCUUACGACGCCAAACCAACUAUCUUUCUUGAACUCGUUUGCACCUUCGUAUCUUUCAGAAAAUUAUUCGGAUAUCCUUCUGUUCUGAGGAACUUUGUGAUAUGGUUUUGGUUGUUUAUUGAUAUGAUGUGAAUUAUUUGGCAUCCAAGUAUCUUAAUUUAUAUUCUCUUUGACUAUUCUUGUUACCAGGAAGAAAAAGCUUUAUCUGUUUUAGGCGAAUCGUUUUCAGACAUGAAAAUUAAAUAAGGCAUGAGAUACUGAGGACGUUUGUAGUUGUGCAGUUCAGCUUAGUGCUAGUGUUUAACCGAGUCAAAAUGACGCCUAUGAAGUUAAACCAACUUAAAAAUUCAGGACAAACAACCAGUUGAUAGGAUAUCGUUUUUCUUAGAAAUCACAAAUGAGUUCACUUUUGAAAUUCAAUAGUCCUUUGGUGGUCAACAUCAAUCUCUUCUAAGAGGUGCAUCGAAUUUGGAAUAAAAUUGCGUUAAAAUGCAUAUUAUUACAUAAAAUACUAAAAAAGAGCAACAAAGUCGAGGUCGUUUUACGCCAAUUGAAUUACGCUGCAGGCUAAAGACAAAUAGUCGGCGACUGAGCGCAUGCCAAUAACGGUUGGUAGUAAAAUCUAAUCGGCUUGCGAGUCACGUAUUUGCCAAACUUUUGCAUCGACUUCUGAGAAUGUCGACUUCUGAUAAGGUAAACUUCCGAGGUUUCAAUGAAUAUUAUUUGCAUUUCACACGUUAUUUAUGUUAAGGAUCUGUAUUUUUUUAAUUAUUUUUUCUUAUCAUCCUCUCUAAAAAUGAAAAGCUCUGUACUUGACUUUAAAAAGAUUUUCUAAGAACAUAAUCAGGUCUAGAAGCUUCUACCAUCUCCCAUGCAACAAAUAUCUAUUUUUGAAGCUCGGGUGGACAUUCACUAAUGGCUCUUCCACGUCAAUGUUCAAGGUUCUCUUACUUCUUGUUUAGGAAACAUUGAGCAAAUUUCAGUCACAAUUGACUGACCUCAGCCUGUUUCUGUGGCAGCAUACAAGAAGCUGACUUGUUUGUUUGUGGCAGCUCACAGGAGGUUAACUUGUCUGUCUUGUGGCAGUUCCCUGAAGGUUAACUUAUCAGUUUGUGGCAGCUCACUGGAGGCUAACUUAUCAGGUUGUGGCAACAUACAAGAAGCUAACUUUUCUGUUUUUCACAUCACAUAAGAAGCUAACAUGUAUGUUUGUCGCAUCACACAGAAGUCUUACUUGUCUACUUUAUCUCGUUGUGUGGGCGGGUAUACAAGAUUGAUAAAUGCGUCUCUCACGUUAUUUUCGUACACAAAUCUUACCAAUGCAGCACCGACGUCACUGCAGCUAGGGAUAUAUAUAACCUGAUGUUUGUGUGUAAUAGUCGAAUAGUCGUGUCAGUCCAUUCAUGAUUCAUAAAAACUGUAAGUUUCUCGCUCGAAUUGAUCGGUGUCAAGUGUCAGAUAUUUGCGGAUAAUUUUUUGUUCCAGUACAUAUUAAUUUUACAUAUUAAUAUUACC